AUGACAUUUCAAACUGUUUCAAACUCGAAAAACAUGGCGCUCUUCAAUAAAGGGGAUUGGUGUACUCCUACACCGUUUUGGCAUAAUGGACCGGCACCCGGCGCAUUUUACCAUUUUCCUGGAGGUUCCUCGCAAUCCGAUGUUGGAGGAUUUCAGCGAUCACAGUCUCCGAUGACAACAGGUACAUCUGUAGUCGGAAUUCAAUUCAAAGAUGGUAUCCUUAUAGCAGCAGAUGUUCUUGGAUCCUAUGGAUCAUUGGCUCGGUUCAGAAAUCUUGAACGCGUGAUGAAAGUCAACAACAACAUCAUUCUUGGUGCAGGAGGAGACUAUGCAGACUACCAAUGCCUUAAAAGCAACAUCGAAAGGAAAAUUUUAGAGGAAUCGUGUUUGGAUGAUGGAUUAUCUCUGAAGCCAAAAUCUUUGCAUUGCUGGUUAACUAGAGUAAUGUACAACAGAAGAUCUAACUUCAAUCCAUUCUGGAAUAACUUUGUUAUUGGUGGCAUAGAAGAUGAUAAACUCUUCUUAGGUACUGUGGAUAAGCUUGGCACAGCUUAUAGCGAUCCAGUAAUUGCCACUGGAUAUGGUGCAUACAUGGCAACACCUAUUCUAAGAAAAGCUUAUGAAGAAAAUAAGGAAAUGACCAAAGAGCAGGCAAUGGAACUUUUGUACAAAGUGAUGCAAGUUCUGUAUUACAGAGAUGCACGAUCUUUCCCAAAAUAUCAACUUGGUAUAAUAACAAAGGAAGGAGGUAUUGAGAUACAAGGACCAAUAUCGCUAGACAGCUAUUGGGGACCUGCCAUCAUGUAAAGAUCAAUAUAAUAAACUUUUUCUUAAUAAAUAUAUUUACAUGUAA
This is a messenger RNA of Dufourea novaeangliae, 853 nucleotides long. RefSeq names its product proteasome subunit beta type-4 (gene Prosbeta7). Bases 1 to 807 code for a protein of 268 amino acids. The record is from RefSeq and is a predicted model, not a curated record. NCBI's taxonomy places the organism in Eukaryota, Metazoa, Arthropoda, Insecta, Hymenoptera, Halictidae. Gene Ontology annotation, cellular component: proteasome core complex. The transcript is spliced from 5 exons.